UUCAUUUUGGUCUUCAAAUGGCUUCUUCUUUUAUCUUUUAUCUUCUUCUGUCACAUUGAAAAUCAUCACACCUUUUCUUGGUUUCUCACUCCCAGUUAAAUCUUUUGAUCCCUUUACCCAGUUCUUUGUAACCAGAAAUUACAAUGGCUCAAACGGUUGAAGAAGGGUAGAAGCAGAUGCCCGUUAUCACGCGUUCAUGUCUCACAGUUCCAGUUGUCACCACCAUCGGCUGCUCCCUUGAUAGUGAAUAGUGGGCAUAAAAAGGAAAAGAAUCUGAGCAUUUGGGGAGACAAUGGAUUUGCAUCUGAAGAGUCUGUUCAACAGAUUUGAGGAGCAGUUUGGGUCUGGUCCUGGUCUUGGUCCUGGAUCUGGGACUUGCAUGAUGAGAGUGGAUGGCAUUGCUCCAAAUUUCAUUAAAUCUGUAUACAAAGCUUCCGCGGCUUUGUAUAGAACUGAACCGUGGAAGAGGCUACGACCGGGUCACUUCUUUGGCAUCCGGGUUGGGAAAGAUUCGGAUUGGGCUGGCAAGAAGCAACCUUUUCCAUGUGUUCAGUUCAUUGGAGGGGAUGGAGGGGAUGUUGGAUUCUACAUGUUUAGGUCAGAGAAUGAUGCUAAGAAAAUGUUAGGGUCUAGAGAGACCAUUCACGUUCCAAAUGUCGAGGUUCUGAGGGUGACAUACGAAGUGGAGAAUUUGAUGUUCCCUUCCAAUCGGAAGAUGAUCAAGUCUUUGUCAUUGGAAGCAUCGGGGUCAGAUCGAUUUCCUGUUAUUGAUGUUGCUCGAUGCACGCCUUCUGGGGAUCUUCGAUUUAGAAAUCCAACCAUCGAAGAGCUUAGGUUUGUGUAUGCAUUCAUGAAAGCCAUUUCCCUGGUGCACUCUUUACUUCAAGUUGACAGGGAAAGUGGUCCAAAGUAUUCCACAGUGGUGUCUUUUGAACCUUUUAUAGAGACUGUUGAUGUUCAAUGGCCUCCAGAUGUAGCCAAGGGGGGUUAUGACCUUGUUGCUGUUACUAUUUCCCACCCGCCGGGACAGGCAUAUGAAGAAAGAUCUAGUAGUGCUAGUGCUGGCUCUACUCCCACCAAGUAUGUUGAACCACCUAUGGAAGACACUUUCAAUGACACAAAAGCAUACUCAGGUGCUGGCUUGAGACAGUGUGCAAUGUGUGAGAAAGAAGUGCACGGAGAACAGUCACUUUGCUGUGGGCGGUGUAGAGCAGUUGUUUACUGCAGUUCAAUUUGCCAGAAGCAGCAUUGGAACGGCACGCAUAAAAGUAUGUGUGGACUUUACAAGGCCAUGAUGGAGAGGGAAGAAGAGCUGGCUAUAAUGAUUUUCUUGUUCCCAUGUUCUGCUGACCAGCCUUGUAAGUGGCUUGAAUCAUUAGGAAUCCACCAGAAGGGUAUGUGGAGAAGAAAAUGCAGUUGCUAUUCACAUUGCCCUUUUGGUCUCCUUCCUGUGAAAGGUGGGCUGCAGGAACUAUGGGGUGGAAUUGACGAAUUUGAAUACCCUCAUGAUUCUCCGUUUAAUAACCACUUCAUCUCAAGUCCAUUUCUUCUCUCUGGUUGGUCCGAGUACUACAACCUUCGCUCACUUCCAUUGUCAAGUCCAAUCGCCGACAUUCUCUCGCAUCCAUUGACUGUGUAUCACAUACUAACUACUCUUAAUAUAAGUUCAAAGAACCUUAUAUUGAAAGGGAAAGAGGUGAUUGUCCACUACCUUGGACCUGAAGGUGAGUUGGAUUGGAUGCCAGCAUUUGCAGAAGUGGGACACUUGCUUAAUGGACUGGGCAAUGUACAAAUAGUGAUGGUGGGACCAGAAGUGCCUACAAAUUUGUCAGGUACAACCUCAGGAAUAGGUAGCAGAGUUAGAGUGAAUCUUGUAAGGGGUGUUUAUCAGGUAGAAGCCUCAUACCUACCUUCUCCACAUGUUGUCAUUGCUCUAAAUUCUAGAUUAGAUAGCUAUUCUAGUUGGGGUGGAGCUAUUGAUUUAAUCAAAUCACUGGGGGUCCCUGCUUUCUUCACUGAUCAAUCUGAACUUUCAUGUGUAAAUGCUAAGCAAGUCCUUCGUAACGCUGGAUUGCACAUUACGCAUCCAGUUACUCCAAAUCCUUUCCGGUCCCCUGUGAAAAAUCUCACUGCUUCUUUCAAUCUUCCUUCAUACAGCAAUGGUUUUGUCUUUGGGGUGAAUACUUGAAUGCAGUCUUAGAAAUUCAAAAAACAAGUGCCUAUCUAUUGUCAUUGUCACGCAUUCUAAGAUUGCAGCCAGCUUCAAAUUUUUUGUGCUGUCAUGCAAUUUGUUGACAGCACAACAAACUAGAAAAUCCUUCUAAAAUUUGUUGAAUUAUGUAUAUUGAUUCUGUUUGGUAUCUUGCGUCUCGAGUGGGCUGAGUUCUUUGGUUGUUUUCCUCUUAUCACAUUGAAGUCUGUAUCAGUUGUUUUGGUAUAUUAAUAUGAUUGUGCUCAACUCCUUGUGACCAAGUUGUUCUGGAAAGAAAUAAAGCAAUGUCGGAAGAGUUAUCCAAUGAAA
Molecule: messenger RNA, 2521 nt
Organism: Vigna umbellata (rice bean)
Lineage: Eukaryota; Viridiplantae; Streptophyta; Magnoliopsida; Fabales; Fabaceae
Product: zinc finger MYND domain protein
Source: RefSeq, a predicted model, not a curated record